Molecule: messenger RNA, 1663 nt
Organism: Caenorhabditis elegans
Lineage: Eukaryota; Metazoa; Nematoda; Chromadorea; Rhabditida; Rhabditidae
Source: the annotation of a RefSeq genome assembly
AUGCUACAAGACGACCGAAUCGCAGGAUUGGUGCUUUUUCCGGUAGGUCAAUAGGUUUUUUGGUGCACAAGGUCCUACCAAGGGUGUGCGGCAAAUCUCAAAAUUUGCCGCGCUCGGCAAAUUCGGGGAAAUCUACUUUUUUGAAAUUUGCCGUACUCGGCAAACGGCAAAUUCGUCAAAUUCGGCAAAUUUGUCGCACACCCCUGGAACCUACUCAUUCAGAUCGCACUUGUCGGUGUCCUUGCCAACUGGACAGUCACGAUUCUGAUCCACAAGCUCCCAUCACUCAAUAACUCCUUCGGAUCCCUAACUGCUUCUCAAGCAUUUGGUGAUGCGACGAUCUCUACGAUUUUUGCAUUCGUCAUCUCUCCGAUGUGCUUCUUGUAAGUCUAAGCAUUAAAAUCUUUCAGCUCUUAAAAUUCCAGUGAUUUGGAAGACUUAAAAUCCAAUUCUUCAAUCAUUGGUCACAUCUUGAUAAUAGCCUACGAGAUCUCCACAUAUUCGCAUUUGUGUAUUUCAUUGAAUCGGUUCUGUUCGAUUGUGGCUCCAGUCAGAUACGAGUCGAUUUUCAGGUAGGACAAUAGUACUGUGAGAAAAUUAUGUGAAUUUGCUGAAGGGUUACUGUAAAUGAACUCAAAAAGUGUCGGCCGCCGCAAAGCGAUGAACUCAGAAAAUGUCGGCCGCUGCAAAACAACUUCCUAUUGCACUACGUUGUGCAAAUACCAAGCCUAUGAUUUCACGCGAAAUUGCGGACCAGCCAACCGGGGUGAGGUCCGUAUUUAGCGCCUCACUGCCAUUGAAUCCCUACAUAGUUGAAUGAAUUUUUGAACUCUUAACACCUGUUUCCAGCGCAUCCAACACCAUGAGACUCAUUAUAUUCUCCUGGACCCUGACCAUUCUCCCAUCAUUCUACCUCUACGUCUACAGUACCACCAAAAUCCCAUUUUGCCUGAAUUGAUCUACCAAUUUCAGACGACUGCAAGUACUCGUGGUCUCAAGAGUUUUGGCUAUUUGCGUUUUCCACUACACCGGUGUGCUUGACCAUCUCCUGGUAUGCGGAUUUUGUGAAAUUCAACGCGAUUGUUAUCCUGAUUGCGAUGAUUGACGUGGUAACCGUAUCUAAAGUUAGAACUUAUAAAGCAAAGGUGUUCUAGGUCUUAAUUUCGGGGGAAGUGAUAAUGAUCUGGUUUUCAGGUAUUCAAUGGCUCAUCCCAGUCGGCAAAGAAGACACAUUUUGAAAUGAGUUUUCUGAAGCAGGCAUGUCUUCAGGCGUUUGUAUUUACUUGCGAGCUUGUUACGUAUUUCCUGAUAACUCCCAGAAUUGAUCCAACCGAAAAAUGGAUUCGAUUCAUUCUAUCGACAGUUGCAUGGGCUUUGGUACAUACCAUAGAUGGGUAAGUUAGUUGAUGAGAACAGUUUUGAACAAAUUAAUUUUUUUUCAGAAUAAUCACAUUGAGCUUCAACAAGGGCUUCUCACAAACGAUAUUUUGACGGAUAAAGAUAAGUGAGUUGUGUUUUUCAAUUAAAGCAGCCGACAUCUUUUGAGGCGUCGGUUGUACAAUGAGGAAUUCUAAUUGUCAACUGCAAUAUUUUACCAUCGUUUUCAGAAGAUAGCUCAACUGUCAACAAUUGCAUCGACAGCGUCUCACCAAUCCCAACAUGA